Messenger RNA from Porites evermanni, 5694 nucleotides. NCBI's taxonomy places the organism in Eukaryota, Metazoa, Cnidaria, Anthozoa, Scleractinia, Poritidae. The record is from the annotation of a GenBank genome assembly.
AUGGCGGCCUUCAGGUUGAGUUUUGCUUGCUCCAGCUCAAAGGUUAGGUUAUCUUUUGUAGGGGAAAUGAAUUACCUGAUUUAUCCUGAUAAAACGAUGUUGAAGUUGGUUAAGAGACAAAAAUUAAUUUAUGUCGAAAAACCUCAAUUUGCCACCUCCGGUGACUACUCCCAGCCACGUACUAGUUUUCCGAGGCACGUAUUUUUAGCUACUGUAACCUGUUGAUCCCUGUUGAAAGGAAAGUAUUUCUCAAAGGGGAAGGGAGCUCAAAAAAGAGUGGAUGCUUGUAUAAUUGAGUGAAUCACAUUCCUUUUAGCGGAAAAAGAUCAUGUAAUAAAUGAUAGUCUGCAACAUCCCCUCCGAUACAGGAAAGUCCAUGGGGGAGGGGAGGGCAGGGCAGGGGUUCUUCUUAUUUUUAUCACGUUAAUAUUUAAGUGUUUGUUUUAGGUAAAAGGAUAGGUGGGGGGGGGGGGGGGGGGUGAGGAAUAUGAGGCAUGAUGCAGGAAACGAUGGGUACAGGAAGUGGCGGAGAGGGGGGGGGGUCUGCUGUGUGAUCUUUGUUAUUUUUUCUUUGGAUGAUUUAGUGUGUGUAUUUAGGGCAAAAGGAGAAGGGGGGAGGGGGGAACAUAGUGCAGUUUUGCAGUUUAGUGCAGUUCUCCCAUCAAAAUGAAUUGGAACUCACACACCAAAAAAAUGUAUUGAAGGAAAUCAAAAAUUCAUUUUUCAAACUCAAUUGGACGAAAGAGUGUGAUUGAGUUUGGUCAUUGAACAAAGUGGAGCUCACAAAAGAAAUCAGGUAUGGAAUAAAAUUGAACGUUCGAAUUUCGAACUCUUGAUGGCAGGUACAUUAUUGAGAACUGCUUGUCCUAAGGGCAAGCUGGAAAUAAAAAUUCAAGUUUUUUUGCAAGCGCUGAACUGCAUCAAACUCUUUUGUUCAGAAAGGUUCAAUUGAAAUCAGUUGAGUUUGAUGGCAAUUUUAUUUGAUUUUGUUUUUUGUGGUAUGCCAUGCUUUAUGCAGAGCCCUCACUGAUAGGAGUCCUUUGACUGUAAAGGGUUACCCUGUUAAAAUGUCAAGUAACUUGCAUGGCAAGCAUUUCUGCUUAAGUUAAUAAGCUAAAGCUGGAGCAAGAGCAAGAAAAUAUUUUUGUGCAAUAACUCGAGCAGAAACGCUUGCUACAAAGGCUACAAUGUUGGUUAAAAUUAUUAAAAAAGGGAAAUGUGUCUUCCUCUAAAAUGGGGAGCUUUAGAGUGGAUUUACUAUACUCAUUGCAAUUAUGUCCACAGGUGUGGAAUCUUCCAACUCUCAUCAGAGCACAUGAUUCCAUGAUCACAUCCAUUUUACUCAUACAAAGGAGACCUAAGAUGAGCAAAUCAUCACCUUUCCCUAAAAGAAACAACCCAAUGAAAAAGCAACGUGAAGAUGUCAGGAAAUCAAUGCCUGGAAUAUCCAAAAUGAACAAGGAGAAAGCAAUGGACCGACCUUUCUUUAUUGAUAGUCCAGGUAUCUGUUUGUAUAGUGACAUGUUCAGCAGGUUUUACAUACUACGACAUAAAUAAGUUUUACAGUCAAACCAAGUCAAGCGUACCCCCCAAGAUUCUAUUAAUGAACUGAUUAUUUGAAAAAUGAAUCUGUUAGUCGUUCCCGUAACUGCGUAAUGAGCAGUGAAUAUUUUACGAGAACUUCUCUGUAUUUGAUCAGAUUGGAAAUCUUUGAAUGGAUUAAGCUUCUUAGAAGACAUUUACAUCAAUUUCAGGAAAAUGGAGCUGGUAGAAAUUUCAUAACUGCCUCGCGUGUGAAUUCACGGCUCAUUACACAUGCAAGAAUGCAGAGAUCAAUCUGAAAUCUACAACUAGCAACGGAUUCAACUUUUGAAUAAUAAAUUAAUUAAUGUAUUCCUGGGGGGUACGCUUGACCUGGUUUGACUGUAAAUAAUCAGGGUUUUGUGGUAAGAUCAGAGGACAACAAGGUCACGAGGGUUGAAUUUUGAAUUAUAAAAUGAAUGCCUUCCAACACAACUGAGAGUCCAAAUGUGUCACUAGUUGUAAAUCUAUAAGCUCUGAUUUCUUUAAUGAUUUGGUAGCAUACUUAUUCAUCCCACCUUAGCAAUAAUAUUGUAAGUGGUCCUCUGUUGAUUUUCAGGAAUGAUCUUUAGUGAUUACCUUCCUGUAAGAAGAUUCUUCAUCUUAACAUCAUCGGUAAGUAGAUACACAAACCCUUUGCACACUUCACAUUCCAGAAAUAUUCCUGGUGUUAAAGGUUUUGUAGUCCAAAAGUGACUAUUAGCACACAGCAUUAGAUAUAAUAAAGCAAAAAAAAUGAUGGUUGCAUUGAAAGCCAGCUCUGUGAAGUGAAAUUUGUAGUGUUUUAAGAUUGGUGUGAUUGAAUUUACUUGAUUGUAUUAUUUUGUUGUAGGGUAUAAAGGAGAGGUGGAAUGCUUUCAAAAAUGGUUUAUGGACUAUUUAUAGGUAUUAUACAAAAUUACUUUAAUGGCAUUCUGCACUUAUUAGACAUCAAUAGAAAAAGAAGAAACAAAAUAAGCAACAAAUCAUGGAGAAUAUUGGAUAUGGCCUGUUUUAUGUAAAACAUACAGCCUCUUUUAAUUGUGGAAAUUUAGUCUGUAGUCACGAGGAUUCUUUGACACCAGGACCGGGUUGUUCAAAGUUAGAUUAAGAGAAUCCAGGGUUAGUGUGAAAUUUGAAUUCAGAUAUGAAAGAGUAAAUCUCACAAGAAUGGAGAAAAUUAUCCUAGAAAAUGCUUUUGAACAAAAGAAAAAGAAACCCAGAUUGAAAUUUAACCCUGGGUUAACGCUAAUCGUCCUUUGAACAACUGAGCCUGGAUUAGUAACCACAGUGAAAAGGGAAGUGAAUGAUUAACAACACAUCUUAAUUUUAUUUCCACUUUCUUUUUCUUUGACUUAUUUUAUGAUUAUAUUUUAGCCUUGUUCAUGUCAGAAAGCAUUGUAAGCCAUUCAAGUUGAAAGAAUUUGCUAAUGAGGCUCAGGAAAUUUACAUUGAUGUGAACAAAGCUCUUAUCAGGUAAGUGGAAUGACUGUUGACAUCAGUGUGUGUUUUUAACCCUUUGAAUCCUGAUAUAAACAUUUUUCCUCCACCUUGACUUAGUUUUCCAUUUCCCAAAGUAUUGAUGAAGAGAAUUUCUUUAACAACCAAGACCCUUUCUAACUCACCAUCCUUCUGUAUUUAUUUACAGUCAAGACCCUUAACAUUUAUGGAUCAUUCCUCUUUUUCCUGCAAACGUUGUGUUUUAUUGCAUAGUGUCACUUUAGAGGAAAAUAUUGUUUUUGGUGUUUGUUUUUUGAGUCAACCAGUUAGGUGAAUCAUUGGACACUUCAAAAAAUAAUUAAAUAUAAUAACAAGAGUCUCAACAGUUUCACUUCCUUUAGCCUUAAUAAUCCACAAACCCAGGCACAUACAAGGAUUGUUUGAAGUAACAAAAAAAGUACUUGCUUUAAAAAACUAAGUUUUAACAUAGGGUUGCUUGGAUAGAAAGGGUGGGGAACCAAGUUCUUGCGCCCUAGAUAGCUACCUUUGUGCUAUUAACAAUUAAUGUGGACAUAAUUCCUUUUUGCAGUAAAGAUAAACAAAAACUUCAAGAUAAUGCAACAAGUUCAGUAUACUUGGUAAGCCAAACAAUGUACCGUAUUAACAUUUUCAUGGUUUGGCCUUCACUUUUCAACUUUCUCUUUUCGCAAAGUAGAGACUGAAAAAACACUUAAUUAAGGGAAGAAAAAAGAAUAUUAAAUUUACUAUUGUUCAGGAUUUUAUCCUAAAACUCAAGAGUGAAACAGGUGAAUAGUGAACCUUUCUUAUAUUAAGUUUUGUGUAAAAAGACUGUGGUUAAGCAUGACUUUCAUCCCAAACUAGCUUAAUAUUUUUAUCCUAGAAUUUUAAUUUCUCAAACCUCCUGAUUAUUCAAACAAAAACCUGAAGCCCUUUCCCUAGUCAAACACUUUAAAUAUUACACCUGAUAUAUUGCCAGAACAUCCUAAUAUUUAACAGAUUUUCUUUUCCCUUGCCUACAUGGUAGACAUAAUAGAAGCCCGGUCAGUAACUUCUGCAAAGGAACCCUGAGAUCCUUGUACUGGGCUCCCAAUGGACGCAACAAAUUAUCGGAAGUGCGUUUGGAAUUCUUUUCAACCUGAUCAUGAUUGGCAAAUCGACAAUAGUUUUUUUUAACAGGUUAAUCAUGGGGCGUUCUCAUAUCCAGGUACACAGGUGUGGGCCCAGAACAAGGACUCAAGCACUGUUUCAGAGAAAGACUGGUGCAGGCUGCUUUUCCCCAGACAGUUCAAACAAGUGGGAUUGCACUCUUUUUUGUCUGCAGCUUAUGAACAACAAAUUUGUUGUUUUUGUUUUCUCAGUCACUUAGGAAUCUGUACUUUUCUCCAGACAAAAAUCUUCACUGGCGAUACGUGUCAACUGUAACAAGGCCCAAGGUAGUACAUGUUCGAGCGAACCCUGUGGAGACUAAGACAAAUUUGUUUGCUCAAAUAACAGUCAGAAUCCAUUCAAAACAGGUAAGAAGACAAUAAUUUAUUAACAAAUAAUUUCACAGGCACAUGUGGUAGAUUGUUGGGCUUUUAAAAAAGAUAAUCAAUCAGUUUCUUCCAGCCCCCUUACACUUGACCUAGACACACCUAACACUACACUCGUCUCUGGUGAAACCACCGGACACCAACGUUCAUAAUAUGUUGAGUUUGAUAACACAGUAAAAAUGUCUACGAAGAGCCAUUAAAACAUUGCACAACGCACAGAAAACAGGAAGAAAAUAUCACAAAGACAUCUCUUAAAAGUAACAGUUGGCUGUCUUGCAGACCCCAAUAUAAUGAGUUCUCUACCCACGUUUUGAAUGACAAGUCUGGCUGCAACUCAGGCUGAAGUAACAGUUUCUAUUUUUCCUUAAAGGUUAUGGCAAUUAAAGAUAAGCAUGGACGGCAUAUAAAAGGAAGCGAUAAAGAGGUCAGAGAAGUUGUUGACUAUGUAGUGUUUGAGCGGCACCUGACCAAUAAAUAUGGCAAGUGGAGAGUUUGCGGAAAGCUUUUCCCACAAUUACCAAGGAAACAGAACACUAUGCAACCACAGCUUUCAGCUGGCAAGGAUGUUCCAUCAGUAUGAAGAGAAAACAUCCUAUCUAGGAUCUCCCUCACUUACUCUGGAAAGAAGUGAAGGGGAGAGACUUUGGGAAUAAUAUUGUAGCUUUCAUCUGCAAAGCCACUUUGUAACUUAAAUUUUGAUAAGAAAAUAAACAUCUCUAACUGAAUGUUUUGUACAGUAGCUUAUUUGUGAAGAAUCCCAUUUAAACUUUAUUUUUCCUGUACUUUACCAGACCAAAGUGGCAACCACCUAAGAGUUUAGCAAACCUGAGAAAAGUUAGAUUUCAGCUCUAAAUUUACACGUUCUUGAAACCAAAGUCUCCUCUCUGAGAUGUUGUUGAAACAAAAUCAGGUUUUGCAAUCCCUUUGUAACAUAAAACAUUCCAGCUGCUUCUAUCCUGUGAACAGUCUUCCACAAUCUUGCUAGACAAGUCCAGAAGAGGAAAGAACUUUGCCUCCUCGUCCUAAUUUAUCUUGGAAAGAUCGAAGCAACUCUGCUAGCAGGGUAAGCUGCUCCAGGAUAAAAAUAAAGUAGUCAGAGGUUGGCUUUCCAAAUUAAUAAAAUGAUGCAGUAAAUAACCAC